UCUCUCGCAUCCCUAGCUACAAACAACUCCCUUGCAUUUGGAGACCGACCUAUUGCUAUUUGUCACAGUAGUAGUACAACAAGCGCCACCGGUAAGAUGGAAUUCCAGGGGCAGCAGGGCAACCGCGUGGACCAGCACGGCAACCCGGUCGCCGCCGCACCUGGAGCCACCGCCGUGACGGGGGCGCCCGCCGGCGGGCAGCUGCAGCCCGGCAGGGAGGAGCACAAGACCCGCGGCAUACUCCACCGGUCCAGCAGCUCCAGCUCCAGCUCGUCCGAGGACGAUGGCAUGGGUGGACGGAGGAAGAAGGGCAUCAAGGAGAAGAUCAAGGAUAAGCUUCCCGGGGCUCGCAAGCAGACUUACGGCCAGCCCGCCGCGCCCGCGGGCAUGACCGGCACCGGGGCGACCGGCGGCCCUUACUACGUGCAGCCCGCUCCGGCUGGCACCGGAGCGCACGGGACCACGGCGACGACCGGCACCUACGGGCAGCCCGCUCCGGCUGGCAUGACCGGCACCGGGGCGCACGGGACCACGGCGACUGGUGAGAAGAAGGGCAUGAAGGACAAGAUCAUGGAGAAACUCCCGGGAGGUCACAAGAACGAGCAGCACACCAUGCCCACCGCCGGCGCCUACGGACAGCCCGGGAUGACUGGCACCGGAGUGCAUGGGAACACCGCUCCCGGUGGGGGCUAUGGUGGUCAGCCAGGGCACGCUGGUAUGAUCGGCACUGGAACGCAUGGGAGCGGGACAACGGGCGGUCCUUACGAUCAUCAAGGGCACCCCGGAGUGACCGGCACCGGAGCACACGGGACCACGGCGACCGGCGGUGCUUACAACCAGCAAGGUCACGCUGGGGUGACAGGCACCGGCGAGAAGAAAGGUAUUAUGGGCAAGAUCAAGGAAAAGCUGCCUGGCCAGCACUAGGCGCCAGUCAGCGUGUUUGUGAACAAUAGGUACGAGCGGAGGUGGAGCAAUAAGCCGAUAAGUGGCUCACGUUUGUGUGUAGCGUUGGAGUAGUUGGUAUGCUGCAGUACUGUACUGUGACGUAGUGCGGAUGACACGUGGAGUCAGGUGCUAGAGUCCACACGACAGCGAUCGUAUCGUACUGCAGAAGAUCUCAACCCUAUGUCGAUGUAUGAGCAUGUUGUAAGUUGUAACCGUUGUGUGAAGUUUCACUAUGUUAAAUAUUACUUUGUGUGCGCACAAUAAUGAUGCA
Messenger RNA from Aegilops tauschii subsp. strangulata, 1216 nucleotides. RefSeq names its product dehydrin DHN3-like. Gene Ontology annotation, cellular component: cytosol. The record is from RefSeq and is a predicted model, not a curated record. Lineage: Eukaryota; Viridiplantae; Streptophyta; Magnoliopsida; Poales; Poaceae. Gene Ontology annotation, biological process: cold acclimation; response to water deprivation; response to abscisic acid.